Messenger RNA from Plodia interpunctella (Indianmeal moth), 6620 nucleotides. RefSeq lists its product as uncharacterized. The coding region runs from base 78 to 2525 and encodes 815 amino acids. The transcript has 5 exons. Lineage: Eukaryota; Metazoa; Arthropoda; Insecta; Lepidoptera; Pyralidae. The record is from RefSeq and is a predicted model, not a curated record.
GGUCGCCGAGAGCGUAGCAGCGACUUCAGUCUGAGCACGGCGGAGGGCGCGCGCGGUCGUCUCGCGGCGCCAGCGCAAUGUUGCGCUUACUAAUCUUCACUUUGUUCGCGCUCACCAAUACUAACGCGCAAAUUUUACCGCAAGGCUUAUGCCAGUCCACUUUCUGUUUCUGCAUCCCGGCCCAACACCCCAACUGGAUAAACAUGAACUGCACCCUGCCCUCGGACCAGAUGCUAACGAUAAAAGAUGGCGAUAUCCCAGAGUCGACAACGAAUUUGGUGAUAGCCGGAGCUCGGUCAGUGGAACUGCAGCCUAACUCCCUCAGCGGGCUCUGGGACUUGAGGAAGAUCCUCCUUAAAGACUGCGCGGCCGUCGUUAUCAAACGGGCUGCUGCAGUGGAACUCAACCUGCUUCGAGGGCUUCUGGAUAUCGAGAACUGUGACGUCCUACGGAUUGAGAAAAAUGCCUUUAUGAACAUUAAAGGGCCCUUGUCGGUGAACAUAACUAAUUGUGACCGGACUUCAUUGGAGGGACCUGCGUUCUCUUGGCUGCUGGAAAUGAACAUCAGCAACGUCAGGCAGUUAGACCUGACACCUGAGGUGUUCAUGAGAGAUCUCGCGGCCAAACCUGGCACCAAACACGGACCUGAUAUGAAGAUCGAACUAAAAAACCUGACCAUAAACAAAAUACCAGCUCAGACCUUCGGACAUUCCGCAGCUAAAAUAACGAUGGAAGCUGUGAAUGUAGACUUGAUCAGCUCCAAGGCGUUUUCAGGGAACACUAUCAGCAACUUCACGGCUGUAGAUAGUACCUUCAGACGUAUUGACCCUGAAGCCUUCAGUGCUAAGACGCAGAUAGGUUUCCUUAACAUCAAAGGUUGCAAAGUGCAUGAGAUGGUUUCGAAAGCAUUGUCGUCUGCUGUGACCAAUCUCAACAUUUCACAUUCAAGAUUUGAUAAAAUAGAAACUGGUGCCAUAAAUGCGACUGUAGUAUCCGUCGCGAUACUGAGCAAUGAAUUCCACAAGUUCAUGCAGAAAGGCUUUGAAUUAUCCUCCUUGAACCGACUACAUAUUCAGAACAACUCUUUGGAUGAAUUGCCGAGCCACGCCAUCGUGGCUCCGGGCGCCUCCAUACACGACCUUAUCUUCAUCGAUAAUGAAAUAGAAACAGUCAAUCCCGGCAGUCUUGAGUUCAUUGGCCAGGCCACUUCUUACAGCAAUAUAAUUUAUAAAAGUAACUAUUACGGACAAAAGUGCUACUGUAAUAUAACCCAAGCUUUGAACGAAGCUCUAGGAGUAGACAGUCCGGAUUUUUACGAAAACGAAAGUUUCUGCACAGUCGACACGUUCGUAGCCCGGUGCUUCAACGUCCUUGACCAGAAUAUGCUGCUCAGCCGAUUCAUCGAAGACAUGUGUAACGCGGAUGCGAUUCAAUGCGAGGAAUUUAAAAGCGAAAGCGAAAUAAAGAAUCCGAGAUUUCCUCAUAAGGACCCCGAAGAAGGAGGCAUCACUCACCGUAACAUAAAAGUUAUAGGUAUUGUUAUAGUUACUGUAUUUGGAUGUAUACUUAUAGCACUAGUUAUAAGUUUGAUUAAAUGGAUGAGGCAAAGAGGAUAUUGCCUUACUAUAAAAAAUAUGUUGAUUUCAUCGAACUCAAACUGCGGGUCGUUUUGUGACAGAAUAUGCACGUGCGGCACGAACAACGGUCUGGAUAAUGCACGAUCCAUCUCCCAGCUGUCCGUCCACGAGUACUCCGAGCGACGACGACUCAACGAGCCCAGACUCGAACAAGUCAUCCAAGAGACCAGACUGCCCGACACCUACGAGGCCCCCACCGUAACUGACGACAAAACCACUCAGACCUUACCAGAAGAACUGACUAAGGAACUCUUAGAGAAUUUAAAAAAUAAGUUAGAAGAUCCUGAAAAUUAUGUAGAAGCAAGAGAAAUGAUAGAACAUUUAUACGAGCUUAUUAAAGUAGAAGAAAGCUGUAAUACGAAUACCCGUCUACCAAAGACAGAGGAAAAUAUUUACGAAUUGCCGUUCCAGAAUACACAACCUAGAAUUGGAAGAAACAAGAAAAAGAUGAUAAGCAUCGGCACAAGAGUUCCAUCUCUAGACAAAUUACUACCGCUCUCACCGUACAAUAGACAAACCGCUUUGGCGCAUGAAUACUUCGAGCCCAAAGACUUUGCGGUCCAUUUGUAUGCGGAGAUCGCCAACAACGACCAGAGAAGAUUGUUGGGGGGCAUGCCAGACGUGGUGGGCGAGCAAGUCCGGCCGCGGGGGCCAUACCUGCGCGCCGUGCGAGACAAGUUGAGCUCCAGCUCGCCCAGUUCGGCGACUACGCCGUAUAAUUCUACCAAAACCACGCCUACGACUAGUCCUAUCGUUAGUCCUUCUCAAAUGUCGAUAAAAUCGACGAAAUCAACUACUUCCAAUUCUUCCGGAAAGAUGUUGAACAGGCCGCUGCCGGAUAAGCCGGUGUUGGAUCCGGGCGAAGGACCUUCCAACCAGCAUGGUUGAGAUAGGCUUCCGGUUUGGGGGUACUACCCCCACCGGGUAAUCCAGAGACCACGCCCAGGCCUGCGACGGCGCCAGCGCUGGGCGAUGCCGCCCCCGCCGCCGCCGCCGCCCCUUUCGCCCACGACAUUGCCUUCCGACGAGCUGCCGCCGACUUUAGCAAUUCUUCUGAGGAUUUUUUCUGUGAUAUUUUUCUGGUUUAUUUUGUCAUUAAUACAAUGGUUUCUAGAAGAGUGAUUGUGUUACCCAGACGCUUAGGUAUGUUUUGUAUAUAAUUUGUAAUUAAUCUUAUUGUGCCACUCGGAGCGCGAUGCGCCUUAUAAAGACAGAGGUAUGCAUUUUGUUGUUGAACCGCUUUGUAACUUCGCAAAAUAUGAGUACUACACUGCUGUUAUAUUAACUAACAUGUAUCAGUCAUUAUAUAAAUAUACACAUAUACGAUAAAUUAAUAUGAAUUAACUAAUAAAUUAUUUUAUGUUCACUUGAAUUUCUUAACUACAUAUUUUCAUAGAAGUAAAAUACGGAAUGGAAUUUUGAUCUAGCUGUAAAUCUAAACUAUUUCACGAAUAUGUAGUUCUCAUACAUGAAGCGAAUCCCCGAAAAUGAUCUUCAUUCUUUCGUCCCAAAGGUUAGUGAAAGUAGAAAUUUAUUUUAGACAUAAAUUAUUGCAAUGUUUAUAUUUCUAGAAAACUUUACACUCCAAAUUUUACUAUACUCGUAAUAUUACCCAAACAUAUUAUGAUACGUAUAUAAAAUUAAUUGACAUAGCAAAAGUUCAGUACCUAGUCUAUAUAAAUGAACAGUUAUAGCACUAUGUCACGUCUAUAAUGAUUACGGCCUAAGGUGUAAGUUAUGAUGUCAGUUUUAUGAAAAACCCGUAAAAUAAUAUGCAUUCCACAGAUGCAAACAUUAUAAAAUAUAUAGCAUUUAAUGAAUGUCUCGAUACCCAUUCUAUGACAACUCGUACUAGAUGUUUAACAUUAGUAAAUAAGGAGUAGAAUCACCUCGUUAUACAGUCCUCCCUAUUGUGUCGUGUUAGUGUUUCAGAGUUUAAUUUUUGGCAACAUUUCAAAAGAAACCCAAAUAUUAAAGUGCAGCGAAAUGUAUAUCAAUUAUUACCACGUUUUUAAAGUUAAAUCAAAUGUCUUAGCUAAAAUUAAAUUUUGUGUCCCAUUUUGAAGCUUCAUCUCAUAUAUUUGUGAAUAAAAAAUGAUAUAAUAUGGUAGUUGCCUGUGUAUAAUAUAGUAUAUAUAUAUAAAUGCAUUCACAUAAUGAAUUACGAUAAUCAAAUGUACUUACAUUUUUGUUCUACAUUAAAGUAUAAUAAGUUUUUUACAGAAAUGUCAUUUUUGACACACACAUUUGUUGUUGUCAGAAAGAUUGUCUUUAUGUAUUCAAUGUGUCGACAAAAAAUCAUUUCCGUGCGUUGAGGAGUUCUUAAGUCUCGAGCCGUUCCUGGGUGCACCCUCAGGUCAUGCUUAUCAUAAUAAUGCAAUGUCAUCCACACUAACCGUGUGUACAAAUUUUCAGCUUAUUCGGUUGAAGAUAACUGAUUCAAAAUUAAGUUGCAAGAUUUCACCCGAAUAGAAAUUAUGACAUAGAAACAUUGCAAGUUACAAGCUUGUAAUAAUUGAAAGGCUACAUUUGUGACGCCACUCAUGUGCACUGUCAUACAAACCCCAUGUUAUUUUUUGUUUAUGACGCGCGGAAAAAAGUACCUGAUAUGACUUGAUGGCAACUACCCUAUUGAUAUAUUAAAGGAUCAUAUAUUUUUUUUUAAAUCUGUCUCUAGCUCGUAUAUCACUCGAUGUUGGUUAUAAUCGUAAUUUUAAAAUUUGUAAAUUUGAAAUUAAAAUGAAGACACAAAAGUGAGAUUAGGUAAGAAAAAUGUGGUAAAAUGACCUCUCAUACAAAUCUCAACCAGUUGAGUGAUUGAUUGUUUUGUAUGAGAUACUCUGCCAAUAUUUUGCGUAGAAUAUUUCGCUGUUAAAUUUAAUAGUUCGUGUAUACUAUUCGGUAUACUUUUUAGACCUCAUAUUAAGAUGAUAGGAUAAGAAUUGAGGCGACGGUGAGAGCUUUAACUACUGUAGUUCAUGGUCAUGGAUUGUCACAGAUCAUUCAUUCGCUCAUUGAUUACUCUAGGAUAUAUUUGGUGUUAGAGUAAAUUCGUAGCACUUUUUAAUCGUUCAAAAUUGUGUACACUAAUAUUAAUGAACAGACAUGGAAAUAAACACGGGAGGAACGAGACUGGUUUAUUGUAGCUUAUGCAUAUUGUAGUGGUUACAACGAUAUAAAGAAAUAUAUUAUGUGCAAUCCAUUGUAAUGUAGAACCUCCAAGUAAUUAUUCCCGAUCAGCUUUUAAAAACUUAACCUGUGUACAAUUUGAGAAACUAGUACAUAUAAUAUCCACAUCUCGAUUCAAAUAUUAUAAAUGCGAAAGUCUUUCUAUAUUACUGUUUGUCGUGUUUACACAACUAAACCGCUAGGUGGAUAUAGAUGAAAUUUGGAAUAAACAAAACUUAUGGUUAAACAUAGAUUACCGCGCACGGAGCUGUGGGCAACCCGAUUACGGUUCAUAUAUGUUCACUAAAGACAUGGGUCAUAUAGAUUAGACAAUUUACUUAUUCAAUGAAUCAGGUAAAUAUUUUUGAAUCUUGUCACAAUAUCUUUCUCGGUGACCAUAGACAACAGAUCACAUAGGACCGAGGAGCACAAGGUAUCCAUGGCUUUAAUAUUUAUUAAUUAUAUUCAAUAUAAAUAUACAUAUAUUUAGUAUUUCAAUAAUUGUCUAUAAUAUUCAAUAUACUUAUAUCAUGUAUUUUCAUAUAAAUAUAUUAUUCAAAUUGGUAGAAGCUUUAAAUUAGGCCUUUAAGAUCUUAACCGUAGUUAUUGAUUAAAUGGACAGUGCUUCUACGAAUAUCCUUAGUCUAUGGAAAAUUUUGAAAAAUAAUAGUCUUAUAUUUUCGUUAAAAAAGAUAUAAUAUAUUGAUAUCUAGCAAACUAUUCUGUGUUUGUUAUGAGGGUGAACAUUUUCACAGAAAUAUUUAUAAUGUAAAAUGAAAAAAGUAUUAGAUUACAUGUUAGAUGCAGACGGUAAAACACAAAAUUAAACUCUUUACACACACAUAGGGUACGAGUACAUAAGUAAAUAUUAUUGUAAACAUCUCCUUAAUUUACUAUAAUAUAUAGUAAGGAAGUUAUCGUCUUGGUAUUAUAUUCUUCAGAGACGACAGAUUAUUCCAGAUAAUUUGAACUUUUAAAUAAUAACACACAUCGUAUUUUGUAAGAGGUUAAGUAAGUAAGCAAGAACACAUAUAAAGGGAUUUGCUAAAUAAACUGCUCAAGUAAUUGUAUAACAAUGUUUUAAUGAGACAAUAGUUAUGCUUUACUAAUAAUGCAUACAAUAUGUGGAUUAAUUGCUUACUUACUUAAUCUAACCUGAGAAAAUCGUACGACAUGUUUAAUCAUUUCCUUCUUGUUCAGUAAUAGUUCCCAGGAGAAUCAAAACCCAAGUUCUCACUCUCACACAAAAUUAGUUUUAUGUUAAUUAUUUCAUUUAAUAUAUUACUAGUUUGAAUUUGUCGCUAUCGAUGGUCGCAGUAUCUAAUACAUGUUAUUAUAUUUCAUUGUUUCAAUCAAAUUACAUUAUCAACGAUUUUGUUAAUUGUGCUUAUACCAAAACUGUAUUUUCAUUAACAAUCUGCAGAGCAUAUAGAAUUGUCAACGGUUACUUGUCGAGUAUAUUAUGUUCGAAUGUUGGGUCAAUAUUAUCCGAAGCAUAGUCUGAAGUAUGUGUAAUCACAGAAUUUGUAAUAAUAAGACAAAUUGAUGACUGGCUUGCAUAUGAAUUCAAAUUUAAAUUCGAUUGACUAAGUGUGAGCUCUGAGGCGAUUGGGGUUUAUGUCAGACGGCGUGCAGACUGCUAUAAAAUAACGUUGACAUUUCUAUCGUGUUAUUAUUACGAAUUCUGUGGUAUCAAAUGGGCUGCCCUAUGGCAUUGUGACUAUAUUGACGCUGAUGGUCUAUGAACAAUUCAAUAUUACGAGUAUGUGUAUGUUAAUUAAAUGUUAUAAUUAAUUAAAUGUUGAAUGUGUACAA